AUGAAUUUAUGGCAGUGGUACGCUAUAUUGAAUACUGACAUUGAAGCAGAUGUCGAAGUGUUAGUUGAUCAACACGAUAAGCUAGUUAAACUAUCGACAUCACCAACAAAACAAUUAUUAGAUGAGAACUUGUGUCAAUGUCACAACAAUGGAAUAUGUUGGAAUAAUGAGAUAAAUAAAGGAUGGAGAAGAGAAGAUCGUCUUGAAAGUACGCUUGGUGGAUGUAUUUGUUUACCCGGUUAUACUGGAUUAUUCUGCGAAAUAAUUCAACGACAACCACAACCUCAGACGGCGAAAGCAAGAAAUAGUUUAUCGCCAUUUCCUCAAAAUCAACAUCGCGUUGAAGUGGAUGUUUUUUAUAACUCACCAGAUUCAAGCAAUUUAACACCAACAACCAAUCGUAACUAUCCAUCAUCAACACAUUUUUACGAACAAGUUAUUUAG
Molecule: messenger RNA, 444 nt
Organism: Didymodactylos carnosus
Lineage: Eukaryota; Metazoa; Rotifera; Eurotatoria; Philodinida; Philodinidae
Source: the annotation of a GenBank genome assembly